CUCUCUCUCUCUCUACUUUACUUCCAUGGCGAUCUCCACCUCUCUCUCCUCCUCCUCCUCCUCCUCCUCCUCCUCCCUCGCUCACACUCUACGCGGCUCCUCCUCAUCCCCCUCCAUGUGCGCGGCCUCGCCGACCUUCGCCCGCGACCCGCGGCCACCGGCCUGGGGCCGGGCCCUCCGGAAGUGGCGCGCCGCUCCCCGCGAGGGGGCGCCGCCGUCGGCGAGGACUUGCCGGCCGACUACGGCGAGCGGUUCCCCGAGGCCGACCCGGGCGAGCGGAGGCGCGCCGGGGUUCUCCUCCACCCGACGUCGUUCCGGGGCCCGUACGGGAUUGGGGACCUCGGCGAGGAGGCGUUCCGCUUCCUGGACUGGCUGCACGCCUCCGGUUGCUCCGUCUGGCAGGUUCUCCCUCUCGUCCCCCCUGCGAGGAAACCUUAUGAAGGGGGGGUCUCCUUAUUCUGGCCAGGUGACAUAACUUCCUUUCGCUAUUGUUUUGUUAGUCGUGCGAUUUCUUUCUUUUCGUUGUUUGAAUAACUUUGUGAAUUGGCCUUUCUGAGAGAGAGUUUAUGCCGCAAGCAGUCAGCAACGGACAGUUUACUGUCCCUUGCUGAGUGGUUGUUAUAUUGUGGGAAUGAUGAUUGGCCUUUGACUCUUUAAUUCAGUUUGCAUGAUUAGCUUUUGUCAUAGUGGAAUUUGAAAACUUACACCAACAGGACUUCAUCCUUAUAAAAACUGAAUUGAGCCCCACCGGGCAUGCAGUCCUGUGGAUGCAUUUAAGGAGAGUUCCAUUGUGGUUGACAGGAUGCUAAUUGUGGUAACA
Messenger RNA from Syzygium oleosum, 820 nucleotides. RefSeq lists its product as uncharacterized. Lineage: Eukaryota; Viridiplantae; Streptophyta; Magnoliopsida; Myrtales; Myrtaceae. The transcript is spliced from 2 exons. The coding region runs from base 26 to 475 and encodes 149 amino acids. The record is from RefSeq and is a predicted model, not a curated record.